GUGAUUAUUUCAUUGAAUCUGAGUGCACGUGUAGUGAAAUGGCAGAAUUCAAUAGUAGGUGGAUUCGGGACCGGUUCAGCUGUUCAGUGUGUCUGGAUCUCCUGAAGGAGCCAGUGACCAUCCCCUGUGGACACAGUUACUGUAUGAGCUGCAUUACUGACUGCUGGAAUCAAGAUGAGCAGAGGAGAGUUUACAGCUGCCCUCAGUGCAGACAGACCUUCACUCCAAGACCUGCUUUAAACAAGAAUGUGAUGCUGGCAGAAAUGGUGGAGAAAGCAAAGGUGACAAGAAGAGCCCAAACAACUGACCCUGCUGUCAGUUACGCUGGAAGUGGAGAUGUGGAGUGUGAUGUUUGUAAUGGGAGAAAACGCAAAGCUGUCAAAUCCUGUCUGUUGUGUCUCGAAUCUUACUGUGAAAGUCAUUUUGAGUGUCAUGAAGAAUCGCGCUCAAAGAAACGACACAAAGUGACUGAUGCCACUGGACGAAUCCAGGAGAUGAUCUGCCCUAAACAUGACCGACUGCUGGAGGUUUACUGUCGGACUGACCAGAAGUGUGUAUGUUUAAUGUGUGUGAUGGAUGAACAUAAAAAUCACGACACUGUUUCAGCUGAAGCAGAGAGAGCUGAGAAACAGAAACAGGUUGGAGAAAUAAAAAGAAAAUGGUAUAAGAAAAUCCAAGAAAGACAGAAGGAGAAUCUGAAGCUCAGAGAAGACAUUAAGAAUCAUAAGAGCUCUGCACAGACAGCAGUGGAGGACAGUGAGAGGAUCUUUACUGAACUCAUCCAGUACAUUGAGAGAAGACGAUCUGAGGUCACACAGACGAUCAGAGAUCGAGAAAAGACUGAAGUGAGUCGAGCUGAAGGACUCUUGAAGAAACUGCAGCAGGAGAUUGAAGAUCUGAAGAGGAGAAACACUGAGCUGGAGCAGCUUUCACACACUGAUGACCACAUACAUUUCCUACAGAGUUUCCAGUCUCUCUCUGAAUCUCUGAAAUCAGCAGCCGUCCGCAGCCCAACCGUCAGUUCUGCCCAUCCUUAUGAAGAUGUGAGAAAAUCUGUCUCUAAUAUGAAACAAAAACUGGAGCAGCUCUGCAAACAGGCAACAGAGCAGAUAUCUGGUCACGUAACAUACAUCAACAUUAUUUCCAAUAAUGAACCCAAGACGAGGGAGGAGUUUCUACAAUACUCCUGUAAGCUCACUCUGGAUCCAAACACUGCACAUAAACAGCUUCAUCUGUCUGAUGAGAACAGAGUGGCUUCUUUCACUACUACAAUGCAUCCAUAUCCUGAUCAUCCGGACAGAUUUGAUACCUGGCCUCAGGUGUUGUGCAGAGAGAGUGUGUGUGGACGCUGUUACUGGGAGGUGGAGUGGACUGAUGGCGUCUCAAUAUCAGUGUCAUAUAAGAGCAUCAGCAGGAAGGGAGAAACUAAGCGUUGUUCAUUUGGACAUACUAAUGAGUCCUGGAGAUUGCAGUGUUCUCAAUCCAGUCACUUAUUUUUGCACAACGACAUAAAGACAAAACUCUGUGUAUCAAUGAGCUCCUCCAGAAUAGGAGUGUAUGUGGAUCACAGAGCAGGAAUUCUGUCCUUCUUCAGCGUUUCUCACACAACAAUGAGCCUCAUCAACAGAGUCCAGACCACAUUCACUCAACCGCUCUAUCCUGGGUUUGCAGUUUACGGAUCAAAAGUGAAACUCAUUCAUUUUUCUUCGGCUUAGUCUGUUAUUUAUUAGUGGUCACCACAGCGGAAUGAACCACCAACUUAAAGUAGUCAGACAGGAUUGUAGGUACACAAGUAAGUACACUUUAUUAUGAGUAAAGAGUCGAGUCAGUUGAGUCAGAGUCGGUUGUGAAUGAAAGUAAUCUACUGUUGCAAACUAAUGAGGCAUCAUAUGUUUUAAAGCUUGCUUUUUUGUUUUAAGCUGAAUUCUAGUAUCUUGCAAAAUGACUAUAAUAUUACUUACUGUCAUCAUGGUAAAGACAGAAAUUAGUCAGAAUAAACCAGUUAAUAAAACUAUUAUGUUUUAAAUGUGCUGAGAAAAAACUUUUCUCUUUCAAACGGUGCUUUGAAAAGACACGCAUCGUAAGCUUUUUCCUUAAAGGGGUGGUCCACUACAAUAUCCUUUUCUAAACUUUAGUUUUGUAGCUGUGUGAACAUUUGGCUAAAUCUUAAACAUCUGUGAAUGUAAUACACUCAAUGUUCAAUGCAAAGGGAGACAUUGGGCUUAGCAAAGUGUUAGCUUAGCAAAGCUUACAGCGAAUUAAGUUCUUCCCCUUAAUGUACAGUACGUAAAACUGUGGGAAUGUGUUUUUCAAUUAUUAAAAAUGAGGAGCAUUGCCCAGAUAUUUUAGUUAAUAGAGAAGUGAUAAAUAUAGUGGAUCAUUUUAAAUAAUUAGGUAUAAUUAUUGACUCUAAAAAAAAAAAAAA
Messenger RNA from Danio rerio (zebrafish), 2425 nucleotides. NCBI's taxonomy places the organism in Eukaryota, Metazoa, Chordata, Actinopteri, Cypriniformes, Danionidae. The record is from RefSeq and is a predicted model, not a curated record.